CUUUUUUUUUUUUUUUUUUUUCUUGUUCAAAUACACGAUCAAAUAAGACAUUCUUUUAAAUGAUGGACACAAAUGACGAGCAGUGGACGAUGGAUCGGGUUGUUCAUUGGCUCGAAGUAAAUAACUUUCAACCUGCAAUUGACGUCUUUAAAGCGAAUCAGAUUUGUGGAAGAGCCUUUUUGGAUGUCGAUUUACCCUUCUUGAUGACAUUAAAGGGAGACUUUCCUCUAACAAUGUCUGAUAGACGUAGACUUGCACAUGCCAUUAAAACACUUCGACCCGCCGAAGAAUACACUUAUAGUCGAACCAUACGAUAUAACAACAAUAAUAAUAAUACGCCUCGAUAUAUACCAACUCAGGAUUCAAAAGUACCAUUGAUACCCGAGAGAAAAUCUUCAAAUAACGAACAUGUACUGGAUUGGGUAAAGACAUUCAACAUACCUCCUAUCAGUGCAGCAGUAGCAAGAAAUAAUAGAGCCUUUUCAACCAAUGUCCCUCGUUAUCCAAUAAGCCCAAGAUUGGAGGGUGAGGGUCAAUGGAGAAUGGUUAGAAGACGACCGGGUCCAAAUACGACAGAACAUCAGCAGAGUAUACAUGUAACAAAAGACUCGGAUACGUUUCACAGUUUGCAAGUAACCGGCAUGCGGGAUCCUCGUUUGAUCAAGAACUCUAUUUUGAGGAAGUUGGGCAUAGAGGGUGGUUGUGAUCGAUACUUGUUCUUUCAUGAGAAUGGAAAGAAUUCAGUUCAACAAAUAGAAUAUUAGUAAAACCUAUAUUGGAGCAUUACAAGUCGUACUCAAAAGAUGGUACAAAGUAUUAUGAUU
This is a messenger RNA of Rhizopus microsporus ATCC 52813, 824 nucleotides long. RefSeq lists its product as uncharacterized. Gene Ontology annotation, molecular function: protein binding. Bases 60 to 764 code for a protein of 234 amino acids. Lineage: Eukaryota; Fungi; Mucoromycota; Mucoromycetes; Mucorales; Rhizopodaceae. The record is from RefSeq and is a predicted model, not a curated record. The transcript is spliced from 5 exons.